Messenger RNA from Hemibagrus wyckioides, 2082 nucleotides. RefSeq names its product ADP-ribosylation factor-like 4D (gene arl4d). Gene Ontology annotation, biological process: vesicle-mediated transport; intracellular protein transport. The transcript is spliced from 2 exons. Gene Ontology annotation, cellular component: cytoplasm. The record is from RefSeq and is a predicted model, not a curated record. The coding region runs from base 313 to 915 and encodes 200 amino acids. Gene Ontology annotation, molecular function: GTPase activity; GTP binding. NCBI's taxonomy places the organism in Eukaryota, Metazoa, Chordata, Actinopteri, Siluriformes, Bagridae.
CGCUCCUGCCUCCGUCUGUUUUCUCCUGCCGGCCAGAGCAGCAGCACGAGCGCGUUCAAGUGUGCCGAGAACAUGACGGCUGUUUUGAAACAACGAAGAGUCGACUGGAUGUCAGCAUUCAUCUAGAUUAAAAUGCCGCUUUAUUAACCCUUCAUGAAAUCUCAGAUAAAUUAGGGACCAACACUGUGCUUUUGGAUUCAUUGCCCUUCUGUCUGCCUCCAGGACCUUUGAAGUAGGUGCAAAUGCCAAACACCUAAAGCUUAAUAGUCAAGUCUGCUGCGUCUCACAGGAUAGUGAGAAAAUCCGAUCGCUAUGGGAAACCAGCUGACAGAGAUUGCUCCCAACACAACGUUUCUGCCUAACUUUCACUCGCUCCAUGUGGUGGUCAUUGGGUUGGACUCUGCGGGUAAAACUUCCCUCCUUUACCGACUUAAAUUGAAGGAGUUUGUCAAAACUAUUCCAACCAAGGGAUUCAACAUGGAGAAGAUCAAAAUGUCUGUGGGCAAUGGACGUGCUAUUACUUUCCAGGUAUGGGACGUGGGUGGUCAGGACAAACUGCGGCCACUGUGGAAGUCAUACACACGCCGCACUGAUGGCAUGGUUUUCGUUGUGGACUCUGCUGAAGCAGAGCGUAUGGAGGAGUCCAAGGUGGAGCUACAUAAAAUCACCCGCACGUCAGAGAACCAGGGUGUGCCUGUGCUUGUAUUAGCUAACAAGCAGGAUCUUCCGGUUGCCCUGCCUGUUAGUGAAGUGGAGAAGAUUUUGGCUGUGCAUGAACUGAGCUCUAACACCUUUCACCAUGUGCAAGGCUGUAGUGCUGUGGAUGGCCAAGGCCUUCAGCAGGGCCUAGAGAAACUGUAUGAGAUGAUCCUAAAAAGAAAAAAGGUGGUGAGGCACAGCAAGAAAAAGAGAUAAGCGGCUUAAUGACCCCCUUUUGGGCACAGUUAUCUUGCUUGUGAACCUCCACAGCGGUUUCUGCGUUAUUGCAGGAUUUUGCUGGGAACAAAGAAAUCCUUCCAGAUGGCCUUUCAGUCAAAAUGGAUUUGACCUUUAUCUAUCACACAGUAUUGAGCUGCUUUCCAUAGUAUUUCCAGUGCAGCUGCUGUUUAUAUCUAAAGACUGCUAUAGAUUGAAAAGGCUAAUAUCAACAGAAUUUAAGCCCAUGCCUUUUGUUCCUAUGUAUUUCCUCCAGUAAGGAAAGUGACUGAAUUCAAGACAUGGAUUGGCAAAACAUUGAUUUGCUUUUAGAGCCAAUUUAUCAAAACUACUUUAUUUCAGUGCUGAUAUAAAAAAAAUGCCAUAUUAACAUUUGUAUUAAGCUAGUUGUGGAAUUAAUGUUUGACACAGAAUCUCUCCACACUUCUGGUGAAGUUUUAGUUCAGAAUCCUGAUUGUUUUUGCAUUCUGUAAAUAUUUUUUUUUUGUAAUGCUGAGGUAUGAAUAAAUUAUAGAUGACUUUGACACAAGAUAUGCAUAUAAGAAAUAUGUCUCUUUGCAAGACUAUAAUUAUUUAUUAUAAAGUAACGCAGAUAUAGUCUUGAAAAUCACUUUAGAAAAACCAGUUUCAGUUUGUGGCAUUAGAAAUAUGGACUGGGCCUCUGGCUCGAUGGUACGCCAAUGAAAGCUGAUACUUCUCUUUAUGUACAGAUUUCUUUAGAAUCAAAAGACCUUAAGUGUGCAGAGGUAUUGUUUGUUGGAAAGUGCCUUCAGAAACGAACUUCAUCCUGUUUAAAACUUCUAAUAGGCUAAGCCUUAAGUGGAGUAUCAUUACAAAAAUAGCAGCUUGUCCCAAAUUUAUUUAUAGACACAGCGCUUGUGAUGAUAUCACUGCUGGCCUGAAAGUGUGUUACAAAAAUGCUCUAAGGGAUGCUCAAAGGAUUUUUAGUGUCACCUUAUCUCUGACUGGGGAGAUUUUAAGACUAAAAGCAACCAUUUUUAAAUGUAUUAGUUGACAAUAAAGUACAUUAGUUCAUUUAAAUAUUUUUAAUGAAGCUAGCACUAUGUCUUAACAAAGGAAAUGUUUAAAAUAUUUGUGUUAUAUUUAUUCAUACACAGACCCAAAUAAAGAGAAAGCAUGAAAGAA